This is a messenger RNA of Betta splendens (Siamese fighting fish), 2133 nucleotides long. RefSeq names its product surfeit 4 (gene surf4). The transcript has 6 exons. The coding region runs from base 346 to 1155 and encodes 269 amino acids. The record is from RefSeq and is a predicted model, not a curated record. Gene Ontology annotation, cellular component: membrane; endoplasmic reticulum-Golgi intermediate compartment; endoplasmic reticulum. Gene Ontology annotation, biological process: Golgi organization. Lineage: Eukaryota; Metazoa; Chordata; Actinopteri; Anabantiformes; Osphronemidae.
GCGCCGUAGAAACGGACGGAGGUGAGGCGGCGGGGCUGUCGAUCGGUUCUCGCCGCGGUCUCCGCCGGGCUCGACGUGACGAGCCCGUGCGCGGAUCGGUCUACGUGGCAUGCAGCGGUUGCAGUACCAUGUAGGGGGGCUCCGUGUCGCUCGUCAAAGCGCGGGGCAUUGUGGGGCGGAGGCGGCCUUUCACUGCGUUCAGCCGAUCGGGAAAUCUUGAAGUGAAUAACGCUAACGGGGGGAGGAACGGCGCGAGGACACCCUGCGAAACCCCGACACGGCGACACGGUGCCGCGCUGAUUGUUAAUAAUUAGGGAAGGAAAGAACGCGCAAUAUCGGGCAACUAUGGGGCAGGAGGAUCUCAUGAGCACAGCCGAGGACGUGGCAGACCAGUUCCUGCGGGUAACCAAACAGUACUUGCCCCACCUGGCGCGCCUGUGCCUCAUCAGCACCUUCCUGGAAGACGGCAUCCGCAUGUGGUUCCAGUGGAACGAGCAGAGAGACUACAUCGAGGCUACUUGGAGCUGUGGCUACUUCCUGGCUACGUGCUUUGUUCUACUCAACCUCAUAGGACAGCUGGGUGGUUGUGUCCUUGUCCUCAGUAGAAAUUUUGUACAGUACGCCUGCUUUGGCUUAUUUGGCAUCAUAGCGCUACAGACAGUUGCAUACAGCAUUUUAUGGGAUCUUAAAUUUUUGAUGAGAAACCUGGCCCUCGGAGGCGGUCUGCUCCUGCUGCUGGCCGAGUCCCGUUCGGAAGGGAAGAGCAUGUUCGCCGGCGUCCCGUCCAUGGGGGAGAGUUCGCCAAAGCAGUACAUGCAGCUGGGAGGUCGAGUGCUGCUGGUGCUCAUGUUCAUGACUCUGCUUCACUUCGACUCCAGCUUCUUCUCCAUCCUACAGAACAUGGUGGGAACUGCCCUCAUCAUUCUGGUGGCCAUUGGCUUCAAGACCAAGCUGGCGGCUUUGACCCUCGUCGUGUGGCUCCUGGCGAUCAACGUUUACUUCAACGCCUUCUGGACCAUCCCCGCCUACAAGCCGAUGCACGACUUCCUCAAGUACGACUUCUUCCAGACCACCUCGGUCAUCGGCGGCCUGCUUUUGGUGGUGGCACUCGGGCCCGGUGGAGUGUCCAUGGAUGAGAAAAAGAAAGAGUGGUAGGCGGCGGGGGGUCAGAGAAGCACAGCACCACUAACAUCGCCCACAGCCAGGACACAGGGACCCUCCUUCCUCCAGUUCCUCACCAGGGUACAUAGUCUUUUCCUUAGUUUAUUAUUAUUUUUCAUUUGGCCAAACCCACAGACACUGUCUCACCCACAGACGGGCUUUGUUUUGUAGUUUCACUCAAAUGCUGUUUUUGUUUUUAAGUUAAACAAGUUUAUGCCAUAUUUUUCUUUCCAUAACUUCCUAGUAUGUUUAUUUUAAUGACAGCAAAAAUAAAAACAGCCUGAUCUACUUCAGAACGCUAAGAAAAAAAAGAUUCAUUUGUUUGUAUUGGCUGCCAGGCCAAACAUUAUCAUAGACCCCCACCCCCCCUCCCCCUUGGAUGCUGAGCGUCUUUUGCUACUGGAUCCUUGGAGAUGGAUCAUGAAGCUCUGGGCACUGAUCUGACAGCAGCAAACACGGACUCUCAAGAUUUCAUCGGUUUCUCUCGAUACCACAGCCCCCGCUCUGUUCCCGCCUCCACCUGGUCAUUCUCAACGUGACAUUCUUGAUCACGGGGAGCCUUAUCUGGGAGGGGGCGCGUGUUCAUUGGUGUAUCAAGUGGUGGAUUGCAGUUGUGCUUGAGUGAGUGUUGCGAGACAGUCAUUAGUUCCGGGACUCGUCGUUGGGCACUUUGUACUGUACGUCUUUGGCAAAUGCCUAAGUAGUCAGCUGUAAUUGAUGGGAUCGUAGUGGGAGGCCCAGCGUUUGUGAAGCAACAUAUUCUGCAAUCUCUAUAAAAGCAAAGAGGACUAAGCACAGUCAUAAGCCUCCAGGACUUUGUCUCUGCUCAGUGUUCUUUGCCUGUAAUAAAAUAAAAUAAAAAAUAUUCAGUGUAUUAAUUUUCAGAAGUUUAUAUUGUAUUUUUGAUCAUUUGUUGUUUUGAUUUUUGGAAGCUCAUUGCGAAGAAAUAAAAUUUCAAAACUUCAAAAAGUU